AUGUUCCGGGAUCUGCACGAGCACAUGGAGAAGCAAAACCUGCGUGAGCAUCUUUGGCUCUCCGCCUUCGUCGGCCAGGGCUCUGUGUUCGGCAAUGCUAUCGAGCGCAGCGUGGGCGCUACGCCCUACGGUGACCACUGGGGCAUGUAUUGCGGCAUGGAAGUUGUGCUACAGAACGGCAAGCUUGUUCUUACCAGCAUGGGCAGCGUCCCUAACCCAAAUGCGGACCCGAACAGCAACCUCGACGUCGUGACCAAGAUUGGCAUAUGGCUGAUGCACAAUCCUGGUGGCUACCAGCCACGAGAAAUCAUCUUUGAGCACGACUCGGAUCUGUCCGCGGUCGUCGAUAUCAUCCGUCCCCUGCGCCUGCAGAUAGUACCUUUGCCACAGGUUUCUGAGUGCUGCAUACUGCGGGCCAAAUCCAAAUGGACGGCAAACAAGGGCCAACUACCGGAAGAGGAAGUGAACGCCAUUGCCAAGAAGCUAGACAUGGGACAUUGGCAGCUCGUCAGCGCCGUCUGCAGAGUGUAUGAACUCUCUGGUGAGGAUGCAAACAAGCAGCACGACGUGGCCAAGAACCCAAUCACCAGUCACGGCUUCGUCUACCUCAGGGCAUUCUCCGCCGGCAUACAAGAACUCCACCCCGAACAUUGCAACAUCAAGACUGAUAAAAGGGCACGCAGACCAAGUGCGCACAAGUUGACAAAGGAGACGACGGCGCGCCGCUGGGGCCAGUUUCGCGCACACACGGCGCCCAUAGACCCGGUAGCUGACGCCUUCCGCUGGAACAACAACACGCAGAAUCUCAACGGCAUCCCUGCACCGGGGAAGAACGGUGUGUGA
This is a messenger RNA of Colletotrichum graminicola M1.001, 843 nucleotides long. RefSeq names its product vanillyl-alcohol oxidase. NCBI's taxonomy places the organism in Eukaryota, Fungi, Ascomycota, Sordariomycetes, Glomerellales, Glomerellaceae. The transcript has 5 exons. The coding region runs from base 1 to 843 and encodes 280 amino acids. The record is from RefSeq and is a predicted model, not a curated record. Gene Ontology annotation, molecular function: flavin adenine dinucleotide binding.